Molecule: messenger RNA, 1668 nt
Organism: Brettanomyces nanus
Lineage: Eukaryota; Fungi; Ascomycota; Pichiomycetes; Pichiales; Pichiaceae
Exons: 1
Coding region: 1-1668 (555 amino acids)
Biological process (GO): transmembrane transport
Cellular component (GO): plasma membrane
Molecular function (GO): transmembrane transporter activity
Source: RefSeq, a predicted model, not a curated record
AUGAGUUAUCAACGCCCACCUGUACCGCCUCCGAGCUACCAAGAGCAGGCGGAAAACGUCUUUCAGCAACCGGCUCCUCAGUCUGAUUACAAUUACAAUUACAAUUACACUCCGAACUACAACACUAAAUAUUCCAGACCUGAAGGGCGUCCUCCCAGCAAUGGUCAAUCUCAGCCUAAUCAAUUUACACCUGGUCAAAUGAACGGCGCUAAUGCCAACGAUGAGAAGUACAACUUUGAGUCACCUCCGACUCCUAAUGCAGGAGUAGACAAUUUUGACGAAGCAUUCAAAGUGGAUAAGCCUAAAUGGAACGAUAUUCCCUUUAUUUUCUUGUUCCUUGCCACUGUGGCUGGCUUUGUGGUCGUUGCUGUCAUAAGUAUUUCUUAUUACCAUUCACAUACUUCAUACUACGGGACAGGAAUUCACAAUGGAAUAGAAAGCUCCACAAUGAAUAGCAACUCGCUCAUUGUCUUUGCCAUUGUUGUUUCCGUGUCUUUGGUUUUCUCCGUUUUGAUCCUUCUUAUCGCAGGCAGGUGGCCUUCUAUGUUUAUUAAGACUGGUCUUGUUCUCAAUGUAGCGUUUGGAUUAGCAACCGCUAUCUAUUACUUGGUUGUUGGCUAUUAUUCUGCUGGAAUCGUCUUCCUCGUUAUUGCUGUACUAUUCAGCUUUUGCUACUAUUCUUUAAGAUCCAGAAUCCCCUUUAGUACAACCGUGUUAAGAAUAGUCAUUGGUGUUAUUAAGAAAUAUCCAAGCUGCUUCAUUGUAGGAAUUAUCGGAAUGCUACUUAUGGGAGGAUUUUCCUAUUUGUUCAUUGUCACUAUCGUCAGUGUCUAUGCUAAAUGGGGUGAUAACUCUGUUCCUGAGAGUUACGAUCAAUCCAAGUUGAUUGGUUUGCUCGUGUUUGUUUUCUUUGCGGGCUAUUAUAUCACCGAGGCUCUAAGAACUACUAUCCAUGUGACUCUUAGUGGAAUAUACGGUACUUGGUACUAUCUCUCGAAGAGUGAUGCCGGUAUGCCAAAACAUGCAGCAUUGGGAUCGUUUAGAAGAGCCAUGACCUUCUGCUUUGGCUCCAUCUGCUUCGGUUCUUUGCUUGUGGCAUUGGUUCAGUUAUUGAGACAGCUUAUCAAUAUAGCUAAACUGCAGGCUCUAGGUAAUGGUAACGGAUUAGCUUACUGCCUUCUUAUCGUUCUUGACAUGUUUGCAUACAUUCUCGAUUUCUGUCUUCGUUACUUCAAUCACUAUGCUUACUCGUACAUUGCUUUGUACGGUAAGAGUUACUUGAAGUCUGCCAGAGACACUUACCACAUCUUCAAAUACAAAGGAUUUGAUGCGUUAAUGAACGACUGUAUUAUUGAUACCGCAUUGGGCAUCUAUUGCUUCUUUGCGGGCUUUCUCGCUGCAUUCACUUCAUACAUGUAUUUGAGAAAAACAAAGCCUGCCUAUAACACCGACGGUUCAUACUAUGCACCAAUAGUGGCGUUUUCCUUUGUCAUUGCCAUGCAAGUUUGUAAUGUAGUUACCACUGUGAUCACAUCAGGUACUGCCACAUUUUUCCUCUGCUUGGCCAAGGAUCCAGAGGUGUUCAAGGUCAGUUACCCUGACGAAUUUGACGAAGUGUUCAGAAAUUACCCACAAGUCUUGUUAAAGGUUCAGACUCCUGACCGUUGA